Messenger RNA from Malaclemys terrapin pileata, 5889 nucleotides. It is a transcript of the gene DENND5A, whose product is annotated as DENN domain containing 5A. The record is from RefSeq and is a predicted model, not a curated record. NCBI's taxonomy places the organism in Eukaryota, Metazoa, Chordata, Testudines, Emydidae. Gene Ontology annotation, molecular function: small GTPase binding; guanyl-nucleotide exchange factor activity. The coding region runs from base 147 to 4217 and encodes 1356 amino acids. The transcript is spliced from 25 exons.
ACCCACAAUGCCGUGCGGCGCUGCCCGCUCCGCUCCGUUAUGGAGGCAGCGGCAGCCGCCGCCGCAGCUGGAACAGCUGGAGCAGCUCCGGCGAUGGCCGCCUUCCCCCGGGCGCGCUGAGCCCCCCGCACCCCUCGGGCUCCAGCAUGAGCGGAGGCGGCUCGUCGGCACCCGGCCGCUUCGCCGACUACUUCGUGAUCUGUGGGCUGGACACCGAGACCGGGCUGGAGCCGGACGAGCUCUCGGCACUAUGCCAGUAUAUACAGGCCUCUAAAACCCGAGAUGGUGCCGGCUGUUUCAUUGCAAGUGCAGUAGAAGGUGAAAAUUUUGAACAGACUCCAUUAAGACGCACAUUUAAGUCCAAAGUUCUUGCUCGUUAUCCUGAGAAUGUAGAAUGGAAUCCUUUUGACCAGGAUGCAGUGGGAAUGCUGUGUAUGCCUAAAGGGCUUGCUUUCAAGACCCAAGCCGAUUCCAGAGACCCUCAGUUCCAUUCGUUUAUAAUCACCCGGGAAGAUGGCUCGCGGACAUUUGGGUUUUCUCUCACAUUUUAUGAGGAAGUUACCAGCAAGCAAAUCUGUAGUGCAAUGCAGACAUUAUAUCAUAUGCACAAUGCUGAAUAUGACAUUCUGCAUAUUCCACCCACAAAUGACAAAGAUAGCUGUAGCAGCAUAGAAGACUGUAAUGGAACUUCUGUAUCAAAGCUACAGCGUUUUAACUCGUAUGAUAUUAGCAGAGACACACUGUAUGUCUCUAAGUGCAUUUGUCUGAUUACCCCAAUGUCUUUCAUGAAGGCUUGUAAGAAAGUACUAGAGCAACUUCACCAAGCUGUAACUUCUCCUCAACCACCACCAUUACCUUUGGAAAGUUACAUCUACAAUAUUCUCUAUGAGGUUCCUCUUCCUCCAGCAGGGAGAUCCUUAAAAUUUUCAGGUGUUUAUGGACCAAUUAUUUGCCAGAGACCAAGCACCAGUGAACUGCCAUUAUUUGACUUUCCAGUUAAAGAAGUUUUUGAAUUACUUGGAGUGGAAAAUGUGGUUCAGCUCUUUACUUGUGCUCUUCUGGAAUUUCAGAUACUGCUUUAUUCACAGCAUUACCAGAGAUUGAUGACGGUGGCAGAGACCAUCACAGCACUAAUGUUUCCAUUCCAAUGGCAGCACGUUUAUGUUCCUAUCCUGCCAGCCUCUCUCCUUCAUUUCCUAGAUGCCCCUGUCCCUUAUUUGAUGGGCUUGCACUCCAAUGGAUUGGAUGACAGGUCUAAGCUGGAACUGCCUCAAGAGGCUAACCUGUGCUUUGUGGAUGUAGACAACCAUUUUAUUGAGCUUCCAGAGGAUUUGCCCCAAUUCCCGAAUAAACUCGAAUUCAUUCAGGAAAUCUCUGAGAUUCUAAUGGCGUUUGGAAUUCCACCUGAGGGAAACCUGCACUGUAGUGAAAGCGCCUCAAAGAUGAAAAACCUCCGAGCAUGUGACAUAGUUUCUGAUAAAAGAAAUGGGAACAUAGCAGGAUCACCUUUAAAUUCAUAUGAACUGCUAAAGGAAAAUGAGACCAUAGCAAGGCUUCAAGCACUUGUUAAAAGAACAGGUGUGAGCCUUGAAAAGCUGGAAGUGCGAGAGGAGACCAGUAGCAACAAGGAUCUCAAGGUUCAAUGCGAUGAAGAAGAGUUACGGGUUUACCAGCUGAACAUUCAAAUCCGAGAAGUUUUUGCCAACCGUUUUACACAGAUGUUUGCAGACUAUGAAGUAUUUGUCAUUCAGCCGAGUCAGGACAAGGAGUCUUGGUUUACCAACAGGGAGCAGAUGCAGAACUUUGAUAAAGCAUCUUUCUUGUCAGACCAGCCUGAACCUUACUUGCCUUUUCUCUCAAGAUUUCUGGAGACACAGAUGUUUGCGUCUUUUAUCGACAAUAAGAUUAUGUGCCAUGACGAAGAUGACAAAGACCCAAUUUUGAGAGUGUUCGAUUCUAGAGUAGAUAAAAUUAGACUGUUAAAUGUUAGGACACCAACUCUGCGCACAUCUAUGUAUCAAAAGUGCACUACCAUUGAUGAGGCAGAGAAAGCUAUUGAAUUAAGGCUUGUAAAAAUAGAUCACACUGCGGUCCACCCACACUUAUUAGAUAUGAAGAUUGGCCAAGGGAAGUAUGAACUUGGGUUUUUCCCCAAGCUUCAGUCUGACGUACUCUCCAUAGGACCAGCCAGCAACAAAUGGACAAAGAGAAACGCACCUGCACAGUGGAGGCGGAAAGACAGACAAAAACAACACACAGAGCACCUGCGUCUUGACAAUGAUCAGAGAGAGCAUCUGGAUUUUUCCUUGCCAGAGCUUCAUUUGCAAUCAUAUUUAGACUGGGACCAGCAUGAUUGGCCUUUCAGACCCUCUAUAAAAUCUGUUUCAGAGCUUUACCUGAAGUAUAUCCAAGAAGCCAGGAAUCUGGGCAGCACCAUUCGUCAGCCUAAGCUGUCUAACCUCUCUCCAUCGGUAAUUGCACAAACAAACUGGAAAUUUGUUGAAGGCUUACUGAAGGAAUGUCGAAAUAAGACCAAGAGGAUGCUGGUUGAAAAAAUGGGCCGAGAAGCUGUGGAACUAGGUCAUGGUGAGGUGAACAUCACAGGUGUAGAAGAGAAUACGUUAAUAGCCAGUCUUUGUGACCUCUUAGAAAGGAUAUGGAGUCAUGGUCUACAGGUCAAACAGGAUAGAAGCUGUACUACUUUCAUCCUAGAAGACAGAGCAUCAGUAUACUCUGCUUCAACUCAGAUUUGGGCCUUUCAGACAACCAGGCGGCCAACCCCACAUAAGGGAAAAUCUGCUUUGUGGUCUCACUUAUUACAUUACCAAGAAAAUAGGCAGAGAAAGCCCACGUCAGGUAGCUUCAGUACCUCAGGAGUACUUCUCGAUUCAGAAAGGAGGAAGUCAGAUGCCAGCCCAGCCAUGUCGCCCCUGAGAAUCUCUCUCAUACAGGAUAUGAGGCAUAUCCAGAAUAUUGGUGAGAUCAAAACAGAUGUUGGCAAGGCAAGGGCCUGGGUUCGACUGUCCAUGGAAAAGAAGUUACUCUCCAGGCAUCUAAAGCAGCUUCUUUCAGAUCUUGAACUUACAAAAAAACUCUACAAGCGUUAUGCCUUUCUCCGCUGUGAUGAUGAGAAAGAACAGUUCCUGUAUCAUCUCCUGUCAUUUAAUGCCGUUGAUUAUUUUUGCUUUACCAAUGUUUUCACAACAAUCUUGAUCCCAUACCAUAUAUUGAUUGUUCCUAGCAAGAAACUUGGUGGCUCAAUGUUCACUGCCAACCCUUGGAUCUGUAUCUCAGGAGAGUUGAGUGAAACAGGAGUCCUACAGAUUCCCAGGAAUAUAUUGGAGAUGACAUUUGAGUGCCAGAACCUGGGAAAACUUACCACAGUACAAAUAGGACAUGAUAAUUCAGGGCUGUAUGCCAAGUGGCUAGUGGAAUAUGUUAUGGUCAGAAACGAAAUAACAGGGCAUACUUACAAGUUUCCAUGUGGGAGGUGGCUUGGAAAGGGGAUGGAUGACGGCAGUUUAGAGAGGAUCCUGGUGGGAGAGUUACUAACUUCACAUACCGAGGCAGAUGAAAGGCAGUGCAGAACCCCACCACUGCAGCAGUCACCAAGUAUGAUCAGAAGAUUUGUCACGAUAUCGCCAAAUAAUAAACCAAAGUUAAACACAGGUCAGAUACAGGAAGCUAUUGGUGAAGCAGUGAAUGGUAUUGUCAAGCAUUUCCACAAACCAGAAAAGGAGAGAGGCAGUCUCACUCUGUUGCUGUGUGGAGAAAGCGGACUCGUUUCAGCCCUUGAGCAGGUGUUUCAGCAUGGAUUUAAAUCACCCAGGCUCUUCAAAAAUGUCUUUAUUUGGGACUUUCUAGAAAAAGCACAAACACAUUAUGAGACCCUUGAUCAGAAUGAAAUAGUCCCAGAGGAGAACUGGCAGACUAGAGCCAGGAGUUUUUGUCGUUUUGUCACUGCUAUCAACAACACUCCUAGAAACAUUGGGAAGGAUGGCAAGUUUCAGAUGCUGGUGUGCCUUGGAGCCAGAGACCACCUCUUACACCAUUGGAUCGCCUUGCUUGCAGACUGUCCAAUCACAGCACAGAUGUACGAGGAUAUAGCACUGAUUAAGGAUCAUACCCUUGUUAAUUCCUUGAUUCGAGUGUUGCAGACCUUGCAGGAGUUCAACAUUACACUGGAGGCUUCCCUCGUCAAAGGAAUAGACAUCUGAUCUGUCUCACCGCAGACACUUAAAAAAAGCAACAAGGAACAAAUAUUAUUAGUAUGCAAAGGUUCUUUCUGCUAAUACGUCAUGUUGCGAACUUGUUCUUGGCCACAAAACACAACUUUGACUUUUCUUGAAGGAAAUUCAAAAAAUAGUGCAGAAAAAUGGACAGAAGCUGUAAACUCAAUGUUAAAAGGAAAAAAAAAAAGGAGGAUUUUUGGUAUAAAUCUAUUUUAGAGUUUAUUUGCUGAUUUGCUUUUUACACACUUUCAUGUGAAAGAGAGAGAGAGAUGACUAUUUGUGCAGCUUAUUUUAAAGCUGCAGUAUUUCCUUGCCAUAGAUAAUGUGCAGUGAGCCUUUCAGCACUCUCUGAAUUUGCCUUCAGAUGUGCUGUAUGUUGUAAGCCCUAAUGUACACACUCCAUUUCUGCUAAGAAGGUCAUUCUAGAGUUUUUAAACUAAUAUUUUAUAUAUUAACAUUAUUACCAAUGUUUGAUUUUUUUUCUUUAAACUAAACUGGGUCACUGCUGUGCUGCAAGGGAAACGACAAAUUCUGGUGUGAGGUUUUUGAAUAGCCUCAGAGCACUGAUUUGUCAGCAAAUCACUUUUCUUUAUUUUUGUUGUCAGUAUUACGUUUAGUGGGUUCCAGGAGACAGAACCAUGCAAAUGGACAGAGAUUAAAGUAAUAUUUUUCAUAUUGGUACAUAAUUGCACAGAAGAAACUGUAAGUGUGUUGUAUUUUUAACUGAUGUUUUUAUUUAUUUAACCUAUCGUGUUUUUGUAAGAUUUUGUUUUUUAAAAAGCCUUAUACAAUAUAACUGGCUAUAUUAUGUUUGCAAUUCAAAAUUUACAGUUCAGUCCACUUAAAUGAAAAGCCUGGAUAAGAGUGUAUCUGCUAGCAAAAAUGUUUCAGUGUGCACCUGCCUUUCAAAUUAGAAUUUAUCUUGGUGUGGAGCACCCUUAAAUUGUUAACGGCUAAAGAAAUAACUCCCUAACCCUGUGCUUUGAUUUAUAUUCUAAUGCAAAGGGAACAGUAGCUAAGUAGAGGUCAGUGCCACAGUGAAGUAAUGAUGCCACUCAUAAACCUAAUUCCAAGUUUCCGUUUCAAAACUUUCUGUGGUGAUCUCACGUGAUGAGCAUAGACUGUACAUAGGAUUUACUGUUGAAAUAUCAAGCUCUCUUAUGUGCUAACUUUGCAAGCUGCUGGAUUCCAGGAUGCUUGUGUAUCUUAAGUAAAAAGGCUUUAGCCCAUGCUCAUAAAUUAUAACAUUCAGACUGCUUGGAUUUUGUUGAAAUACAGAGCUUGGGAUUUGGUGAGUGCAUAGAGGCAGCUCUGUUCAUUUUAAUUCUCCAAUAAAAUCCCUUUGAAAUGCAGACCUGAUUUGAGACACAAACCCUGGUCAGCAUAAUGAAUUGCUGUUCAGUACUUCUGGGCUCUAAUUAAGUGGUCUCCACUGUAUAAACUUCCCAGCAAUAUCUCCCUUACUAUAAGGAACAGAAGGUUGUUCUUGGUUGUCUGUAGAAUAUUGUGACACCUUUUCUUUAUUCUCUUCAUUUUAGUGACAUCUUGUGAUAGCUUUAUUUCCGUAAUUUAAAGGUAUAGCACAUGUAUUAAAUUUUCGACUAUUUUUACUUUUGUCCUAUUUAUUUCAUUAUUAAAUGGAGAAGUUUCUUUGUCA